UCUUCCACUUUUGUCCAGAUACAAUUAAGCCACAUAAACUAAUAUAGUAUGUUGGAUACAUCAAGAAGAUGAUAAAUAUAAACACAUAAGCAAGUAGUAGAAAUACAUAGAGAGAGAGAGGGAGAGAGAGAGGGAGGGAGAGAAGAAACGGAAAACAAAGUAAAAGAGAAACUGCGCUAAUAAUUAAAGAGGGAGGGAAUGGGGUUGGACUGGGGACCGGUGCUGAUGUCGGUUAUAUUCUUCAUCCUGUUGAGCCCUGGAGUUCUGUUUCAGCUGCCCGGAAAGAGCAAAGCUGUUGAGUUCGGUCGGUUUCAGACAAGCGGCCCAUCCAUUGUCAUCCACACUCUCCUCUUCUUUGCCUUCAUCACCAUCUCUCUUGUCGCCCUUCACAUCCACAUCUACGCCGGCUAGCCUUUGCUGUCAACGAGCUGCACCUAAAUCCUAGCUAUAUAAUGGUCAAUCUUCUUCAUCUAAGCUAAUAACAGUCGUCAGUCGUCUCUCACAAUGGUCCAGCUU
Messenger RNA from Capsella rubella, 516 nucleotides. RefSeq lists its product as uncharacterized. The coding region runs from base 199 to 411 and encodes 70 amino acids. NCBI's taxonomy places the organism in Eukaryota, Viridiplantae, Streptophyta, Magnoliopsida, Brassicales, Brassicaceae. The record is from RefSeq and is a predicted model, not a curated record. The transcript has 2 exons.